Episyrphus balteatus (marmalade hoverfly) is the source of this 731-nucleotide messenger RNA. It is a transcript of the gene mRpL21, whose product is annotated as 39S ribosomal protein L21, mitochondrial. NCBI's taxonomy places the organism in Eukaryota, Metazoa, Arthropoda, Insecta, Diptera, Syrphidae. The record is from RefSeq and is a predicted model, not a curated record. The transcript is spliced from 2 exons. Gene Ontology annotation, cellular component: mitochondrial large ribosomal subunit; ribosome. Gene Ontology annotation, biological process: translation. Bases 87 to 686 code for a protein of 199 amino acids. Gene Ontology annotation, molecular function: structural constituent of ribosome; RNA binding.
UAUAUGACAACAACUGUCACUUGUCAUUAAUAUAUUUUGGUUAAAAUUUUAUUUCAAAGAAAAAGGCGAAGAAAAAUAUUAUCAAGAUGGCCCUUUUAUCAUCUUGUUUGCAGCGAUCAAUAAAACCAACAUUUUUGGGAAAUUUAAAUACAUUAUUUAACUCGUUGCACAUGAGUCCUAGGUCACAACAAUCCACAAAAACCCUUGACAAAUUGCCUGGAGCCGAUUUUAACCCUAGUAAAACUGCCCAAGACUACCAGAACAUUUUCCGCAAAGUAAAUGAUAACCUAAGUUCACCAGAAAGUCAUGGUCGUCUGUUUGCUGUCGUCCACUUGUGUGGAAAACAAUUCAAAGUUACGUCUGGUGACAUAAUAGUUGUUGAGGGAUACUGGCCCCCAACCGUUUCCGAUCGCAUUCACCUGGAAAAAGUCUUGCUUGUUGGAGGGAAUAAUUUCACUUUAUUCGGACGGCCAAUACUUGAAAGCGGGCUUGUUGAUGUCCAAGCAACUAUUAUUGAGAAAACUUUGUCGCAUACUAAAACGCAUUUCAAGAAAAAGCGAAGGAAGCAAUACACAAGGAUUAACUUUCAGAGGUCGCCGCACACAAUGCUACGAAUCAAUUCGGUAGAUAUUGUUGGAAAAGUUAAUGAAUCCGCUAAAGGCAUUAAUUCUGUUAAUCUAUUUUAAUUAGACGUUAUGCAUUAAAAUAAAAACAUUGUUCAUUAUUAUUAA